AUGUACCCAUCUUCUUGUGACACCUUUGUGGCUCUGCCACCAGCCACACAGGGCAAACGCAUCAUCUUUGGAAAGAAUUCUGAUAGGCCCUGUGAUGAGGUCCAAGAGGUGGUCUACUUCCCCGAUAGGGACUACAAGCUAGGAGAGAAAGUUGAAUGCACAUACAUCAGCAUUGAGCAGGCUGCCCACACAUAUGCAGUUGUGUUGAGCAGACCGGCUUGGCUGUGGGGAGCUGAGAUGGGGGCAAAUGAGCAUCAAGUGUGCAUCGGCAAUGAGGCCGUGUGGGGCAGAGAGAAUCCUGGGGAUGAAGAGGCCCUCCUUGGCAUGGACUUGGUCAGACUCGGUCUGGAGAGAGCAGAUACUGCUGCUAAGGCUGUGGAUGUUAUUGCAGAUCUGCUAGAGAAAUAUGGCCAGGGAGGAAACUGCAUGGAGGACCUGUCUGGCUUUACCUACCUCAACAGCUUCCUCAUCUCAGACAGGACUGAGGCCUGGGUGAUGGAGACCUCUGGGAAAUACUGGGUAGCAGAGAGAGUGCAAGAUGGGUAUCGUAAUAUCUCCAAUCAGUACUCAAUAACCACCAAAAUUGACAAGGAACACCCUGGGAUGAGGGAGUAUGCUAAAAGCCAAGGUUGGUGGGAUGGGAAGGCACCGUUCAGUUUCGCAGAGACGUACUCUUUCAUGGAUACAGCCAGAAUAGAGGCCUCUGGUAGCCGAUUCUGUGAAGGACGGAAGCUUCUGGAGAGGAGCAAAGGACAUAUCACAGCCGAGACAAUGAUGGAUAUCCUACGGGAUAAGCAGAGUGGCAUCAACAUGGAGGGGAUGUUCAUGACAACCGGGAGCAUGGUGUCUGUAGUACCGACAGACUGUGCCCUGCCAGGUGUACACUACAUCACUGGGACACCAGACCCUGACAGGUCUGUUUUCAAACCUUUCAUCUUUGUGAAAGACAUUAAACAGUUGAAGCAAACUAGCUCUCCCACUUUGGGACCUGAGGAUCCUGUGAAGAAGAUACCCCGUUUCCAGACAAAGCCAGAUCGCAAACAUCCACUGUUUAUCAAACACGAGCUGGUGGCUGCCAUAAUCGAAACCACUGUGGACAGAGGACAGAAGAUCAUGCGUAAUAUGAGAGAGUUCGAAAAAGAGAAGAUGGCUGAGAUGGAGAAACUUUUAUCAAGUGGUAUUGAAGACCCUACUUCAGUUGUGCACCUGUUUUCUGACUCAGUCCAGCAGGAAAUCAGUGUGUACAGUAAAAAAUAGAGAGAUGUUUAAAAUGUGAAUGGCAAGGAGUUAUAUUAAGACCAACCCCAACUUGCCCCAUUCUGCAAAAUAAUCUCACUAUAUUAUACAUUUAAAUUGUAAUUGCAUUUGCUGCUCAUGAGUGGAUAAUAAAAAUGGAUCAUGAUUAAAACCA
Esox lucius (northern pike) is the source of this 1411-nucleotide messenger RNA. RefSeq names its product secernin 3 (gene scrn3). Gene Ontology annotation, molecular function: dipeptidase activity; cysteine-type exopeptidase activity. The record is from RefSeq and is a predicted model, not a curated record. Gene Ontology annotation, biological process: proteolysis. Lineage: Eukaryota; Metazoa; Chordata; Actinopteri; Esociformes; Esocidae.